AUGAGCAACACCGCGUUCCGCGACUCGAGCAUCGUUAUCCUCGAGACUGGCACCACUUUCGUCCGCGCUGGCCUCGGUAUUCAUGAUCUGCUUCAUGCACCUAGCAUCGAGAUCCAAGCUCGCGUGGGCAUCCGUAGCGGGGCGGUCCCCGACUCGCAAAACACGAAUCAGGCGAACGGCCGCCUCGCUGCAAAGUUGAACGACCCGCUUGAUCUCCAGCCAUCGGCUUCCACGAGUCGCGCCGCGUCGACCAUGCCCCAGCCCCAGCCCGUGUUGACUGCAAGAGUGACGGACUAUCUCGUCGGGCCUCAACUCGACGACGCCCUCAGUGCAGGACAGGACCUCGUAGUGUCUUGGCCAUUCGCAGAUGGCGAGAUCAGUGAUUGGACUCAGGCAGAAGCGCUAUGGAAACACGUCCUCUUCACCAGCCUCCAACUACGCCGCGUCCAGAACGAGUCCCCCAUCCUCCUUUCCAUAUUUCCAGGGCUCUCCCGCGACGCGUAUGAACGCACCUGCCAGAUCUUCUUCGAGCGUUUCAAUGUCGCCGCAUUCAGCAUCCUCGAACGCCCCAUGGCGCAACUCUACGCAACCAAUACACUGAGCGGCGUCGUCGUCGACAUCGGAGAUACUCACACGGACAUCACGCCCGUCUAUGAUGGCUUCCCUCUGCACGCCGCGCGCACGACCGUCUGCCUCGGCGCACACGACUGCGAGCUCUUCGUCGCGCACCUCUUCCGCACCAACACCUCCGUCAUGUCCACGCUCUCACCUCCCGACGCGCCGCUGGACCCGAGUGCGCUGGACGACGCGCUCCGCGCGCUCGCGCGCCAGGUGUGGCGGGACGGACUAGUCAAAGUGCCCUUGGAUGGCGACGCCGCGCGCGAGAUUGAGGAUGAGGGCGUGACGGAUAUCGCUGCGGUGCUUGUCGCGGGCAAAGAAAAAGCCGUGAUCGAGAGCGGUAUGAAGAAGCGUCUCAAUGCCAAAGCCACGGCGGCCGAGCAGGCGCGCGCAAAGGAGAUCGAGGCGCUCGACCUCGUCACGGUUGAGUUCCGCGGAAAGGAGGUCACGCUGGGGAAGGAGCGGCAUCGGCUCUGUGAGCCCCUGUUCGACCCUGGUUUGUUAAAGGCGCUGGGAGGGGGUUACAACAAGGACGGGGCCAGGGGACUCUUCAUGCCGUUGCAAAAUGCAGUGGGGCAUGCUGUUGGAUUGACAGAGGUCGAUCAGCGGCAAUACGUGUGGGCGGGUCUGUUCGUGACGGGGGACCUUACAGGCUACGUCAAAGGCAUUGGCCCUGCGCUGCAGUCACGCCUCUCAUCGUACAUCUUGAGCAACCCUGAUCAACAAAACGAGGUCCAGCCACGGUCCAUUCGCCUUGCCAAAGUGCCCGAAUAUUUUGCAGAAUUCAGAGAAAAGGGCGACGGUUUGGCUGCAUUUCUGGGGUCCACUAUCGUUGCCAAAAUCACGUUCCACGACACCAACAGUAAAAACUUUGUCUUCAAAGCAGACUAUACGGAGCGUGGACCAAAGACUAUUCUCGAGAUGUCUCCGUCAUUGUUGUAAUACAUUUUUGAUGUCGAAGAUUCCGAUUGCUCAGACUAAUUCACGGCUUGACCAAC
This is a messenger RNA of Heterobasidion irregulare TC 32-1, 1616 nucleotides long. RefSeq lists its product as uncharacterized. The transcript is spliced from 4 exons. NCBI's taxonomy places the organism in Eukaryota, Fungi, Basidiomycota, Agaricomycetes, Russulales, Bondarzewiaceae. The record is from RefSeq and is a predicted model, not a curated record. The coding region runs from base 1 to 1560 and encodes 519 amino acids.